Molecule: messenger RNA, 375 nt
Organism: Symbiodinium sp. CCMP2456
Lineage: Eukaryota; Dinophyceae; Suessiales; Symbiodiniaceae
Source: the annotation of a GenBank genome assembly
AUGGCUCGUUAUUGCCCAGCCGCCGGCUAUCUGGCUUUGUCCCGCUUCGCGAAGCUACAAGCGAAGGUCUUUGUGGUGCCAAGCAGGGCUGCGCUGGCAUUGAGUGCCGGGGCCGUCGGAGCCGGUGCUCUCACCGCCAAAAGCUGGGUGCAACCCGUCGGGUGCGACGACGGGCCGAAUUGGGACGCGAUUCGGAAAGAGAUCGUCAACAUUCUCGAUGAUGACAAGUACAAGGAGACUUGCCUGCAAUACACUAUCUUCCACCCGAGACGAGAUUCAGUCCUCGUGGUCAAGGGGGGUGCGAUGGAUUUCGUAUGUGAAUGCCCAGUCAUUUGGGCAAAGUAUUUUCUCCCGAACAUCGAGUUAGGCGACAUG